Messenger RNA from Paracoccidioides brasiliensis Pb18, 2571 nucleotides. RefSeq lists its product as uncharacterized. Gene Ontology annotation, cellular component: nucleus; Cul8-RING ubiquitin ligase complex. Bases 1 to 2571 code for a protein of 856 amino acids. Gene Ontology annotation, biological process: double-strand break repair; DNA double-strand break attachment to nuclear envelope. The transcript is spliced from 4 exons. The record is from RefSeq and is a predicted model, not a curated record.
AUGGAGGAUGGCCAAGCACAAGGCGAACAGCGAUUAUUCUCUCAAUGCAGCAUUUGUAUUGUCUGCUCCCGCACAGUGGAUGCUGACAAUGAUGCCCAGCUAGCAGCUGCCAUUCAAAACCUGGGAGGCAAAGUUACCCUUCAUCGAUUGCCUGCCUCAUUACCUCCAGCCCACGAAUUUACACAUAUUGUGUCUUCCACCAUCGACUUCCCCGGUCACGAUGCGGUUUGCGACGCGCUGAUUCCCGUGGUUAAACCUCAAUGGGUGCAUGCAUCAAUCUCGAAGAAUAAGCUCGUAAACCCUAGACAAUAUAAUCCCGACCCAAGACUUUUCUUGAACGAUGUUGUUGUCGCCUGUGCCGAUAUUCCAGAGGGUGAUAAGGAUGCCAUUAUUGGUGGAGUUUUGGCAAUGGGGGGUUUAUACAGCUCCAAAAUCACACGUACCACGACACAUCUAGUGGCCCUAACCUUGAACUCCGACAAAUGCGCAGGCCUUUUAAGCAAAAGCUUGAAUAUCAAAAUAGUCUUACCCCAUUGGUUUGAUGAUUGUUUAAAACUGGGGAAGAGAAUCGACGAGCGCCCCUACUUGUUGCCAGAUCCAGAAAUCCUUCGCGUGCGUCAUAACGCUCCUGUGCGAGUCACUGAAAAUAAGAAUAUUGUUGGCGCGUCAGCAUCCGAGCCGAAGUCCUUGUCUCCCGAAAGACUGUAUGAGGAAGUUCGAAGCGAUUUAAACGUUUUCGAGGGCAAGACUGUAAUGUUAUCGCGAGAUUUGCAGAUUGCGUCACGCCUUCAUGAGUGUUUGGAAGAACUGAUACAAAAAGGCGGCGGCUCCGUUACAGACGAUGUUCAGAACACUGACUUAUUCAUUUGUCGAUAUCGCGAGGGGGAGGAGUACAUAGCGGCUUCAAGGCUAGGCAAGGAUGUCGGAAAUCUAUCUUGGCUUUUCCAUCUCAUCACGCACAAUUCAUGGAUGUCUCCAUUACGGCGGCUACUCCACUAUCCUCUUUCCAGACAUGGGAUCCCAGGGUUUAAAGGCUUCAAAAUCAGUUUGUCAAAUUAUGCUGGUGAAGCACGGAUAUAUCUCGAAAAUUUAAUCGCGGCCAGUGGUGCUGAAUGUACGAAAACACUAAAACAAGACAAUACUCACCUCAUCACAGCACAUGGAACCAGUGAGAAAUGCACCGCCGCUAGGGAGUGGAAUAUCCAUGUUGUAAACCACCUCUGGCUUGAAGGGAGCUAUGCCAAAUGGCAGCUCCAAACCGUCACUGACCCACGCUUCACACAUUUCCCGCACCGGACCAACCUGGGAGAAAUCGUCGGUCAGACUAAAAUCGACCGCUUCGCCAUCGAAGAGCACUUCUUCCCCGCGGAAACUGCUGUUUCUUAUUGGAAAGGCCCUUCCACAGCUAUGCGCUCGAAGACUAACAAUCUGCCGGCUAGUAACAACACAAAUACACCAAAUUCUAGUGGAAGAAAACCCACUCGUCCGGCUCCAACCAAAGUAACGCCCAAAGUGUCCAAAUCAAACAAAUCAUUAAACAAACCUAGAGACUCACAUCUUCAAACCCCACAGGUUCCGAAGUUCGUUGCAGAGGGAAAGGAAAAUGCCACUCCGUCCACAACGGGAAGCAGAAAAUCCAAAGAUGUAGCUACUGCUAGGCUACAUGAAAUUGCCCCUGACAUUGCCCUUUACGAAAAGGAAAAGAAACGUGUGGGUGGGGUUGUCUACGGUGGUCGAAGGAAGAGUGAUCUGAACGAGAAAGGCUCAUCUCGGAAGAGAUCAAUGGAACCGGAAGAUGAAGUAGACAUUGAGGGGGCAAAAAAACGGAAGCAGACACAAGUACCCAUUAUCAUGCAUCUUCUACUCACGGGUUAUCGGAAAUGGAUUGGAGAUUUAAAAAAGGAGGAAGCAGAUAGGCGUCAACUACGGAAUCUAGGCAUCCACGUCGUCCAAGACGCCAGAAAAUGUACCCAUUUGGCAGCCCCUUGCAUCUUACGAACUCAUAAAUUCGUCAAUGCCAUCGCCUAUGCUCCCAUGAUCCUCAGAACCGAUUUUAUAGACGCAUGUCUCGAACAGAACCAAUUAUUGAACACGAACGAUUUUCUGCUGCAUGAUCCCAUUUCGGAGGAGAAAUUCUGCCUCUCGUUAGAGAAAGCCAGGAAUAAUGCGAUAGAAAACAAAAACCAUCUGUUAGGCGGCAGGAUUCUAUACUGUGUUGAAACCAUCACUGGGGGAUUUGACGCAUUUAAAUCCAUUAUCGAAAGCAACGGGGGCCAGUGUUUAAUGUUCCGUGGCCGAUCGGGCAUCACGCUACCAAAUCAGCGUCGAAGCAGUGACGUAAUUAGACGGAAUGACGGGGCGCCAGAUAUGGAUGAGAUAUAUCUCAUCAGCGGCACUGAGAAAAGUCAUGUGAGGUUAUGGCCUAAGUUCAGGAAUAUGGUAUGGAAUGCCAAAAAGGUACCCAAAAUUGUUCGUCCUGACUGGCUUUUGAUUAUUGCCAUGGCGCAGGAGUGGCGGACGAAUACUUCUCUGGAGUUGAAAGAGGAGGACGCACAGAUGGCUGACGCUUAA